CGGUGCGACGCGCACUGUUGCACUGUCGGGCUGCAGCGCGUCGGGCGACCCAGUGGGCCCAGGGCACUGGCAGAACGCAAACGUACUGUCCGAUGAGCGUCGGUUAGCCCACGUUGGGCGAACAGUGGACAAAACAGUGCCGUGGUGCGUGCGGAAACACGGAGAGGACGCAGGUUCACUUAAGCAAAGAAUAUACAAGCACCGUCUCACUAUUCCGAAGUUUUGUAACAGUCAAGUCUUCAGGGUGCCUCUGCGAAACCAAAGGAACUUCUGCCGACUUUCGCAGUGCAUCAUGAGUGACAUAAUUUGCACAGUUUGUAAAAAAGAGCUGGCAUCGGCAUCGGCGUUAAGGGUUCAUCUCCGAACGCACACAGGGGAACGGCCUUAUGCGUGCACCGUUUGUGGUAUGAAGUUCAGAGAUUCAGGCACCCUGCAAUCUCACAUGUGGACCCAUGCAGAGGAAAAGCCUUAUAAGUGUACAGUUUGCAACAAAACGUUCGCUCAAGCUAACUGCCUUAGAAGGCACCUGCGAACUCACACAGGAGAAAAGCCAUUCGAGUGUGCAGUAUGUAACAGGAAGUUUGCAGGUUGCAACAACCUACGCAAACACAUUCGCAUCCACACAGGGGAGGAGAGACCCUUUGAGUGUACGGUCUGUAAGAAGAGGUUUCUAACUAAGUAUUGCCUGCAAAAUCACAGUCGGGUACACACAGGGGAGAAACCUUUCCAAUGCACAGUUUGCGACAAAAAGUUCGGUUCAGAACAACAGCUCGUAAAGCAUGUGUGGACACACGUGGAAGCGCGCUUUGGUUGUACAGUCUGCGGCAAGAAGUAUAGAACGAGUUACUGCCUGAGAAGACAUGUCAAGAGCCAUUUAGGAGAGGAAUUACUUAAGUGUGAAAUUUGCGAGGAGAAUUUUGUCAAUAGGGAUGAUUUAAAAGCACAUGCUAUUCGUCCUCACACAGGUGAAACCUGCUUAAAGUGUGGUGUCUGUAAUGAAACAUAUCCGACCUGUACCGACUUCAGAAACCACCUCCUCGUCCAUGUUCGCGAGAAAAGCUUGAAGUGUGCAGUUUGCGAGAAACAGUUUACGAGUUUAGCGUCCCUCCUGAAGCACGUGCUAUGCCAUUCAAAGGAAGUCAAGGACUUUAAUUCAAAAGAUCCAAUCACAAAAAAUUCUGAAGGCAAUCCGGAGGAUAAGCCUUUCGAAUGCGCUCUUUGCCAGCAAACGUUCGCCCAAAGUAGUGGCCUUCAAGAACACCUUCAAAGUCAUACAGGAGAAGAUUCAUUCAUGUGUGAUUUCUGCAACAAGAAGUUUGCACAGAGAAGCACUCUGCAGGAACACAUGCGUAGCCACACAAAGCCACAUGAGCGCUUAGUCAAAGGGGUCAGGGGCUUGGGUGACCUGGAGGCCCACGUCUGGACCACUUCAGAGAAAAAGCGCCUCACGUGUUCCUUUUGCGAUAAAACGUUCGCCCAAAGCUGUUCUCUGAGACAGCACCUUCCAACUCAUACAGGAGAAAAGCCGUUCGAGUGUGAAGUCUGCAACCAGAAGUUUGCACGCGCUAUCAAUCUACAGACCCACAUGCGCGUACACACUGGAGAGAAGCCCUAUGAGUGUACCGUCUGCAGCAAGAGGUUUGCUCGCAGUGACAAUUUGCGAACCCACUGUCGCAAACAACACCUCAAAGCAAAAUAAAUGACAGCUUUGGCACAAUGACGCUGAAUAAUUGUGCGAUUCUAUGGGAGAAAUAAAUAUUGGCGUUGUUACAAAUCUUCCUGUUUUAACCCAUGAACAAAUUUUAUCAUUUGGUUUUUAUAUUAUUUUGUUAUAUUCUGCGAAUAGAGCCUUCGGUGUCGCGCCUUAACUUCAU
Thrips palmi is the source of this 1874-nucleotide messenger RNA. RefSeq names its product gastrula zinc finger protein XlCGF57.1-like. Gene Ontology annotation, biological process: regulation of transcription by RNA polymerase II. The record is from RefSeq and is a predicted model, not a curated record. Bases 293 to 1699 code for a protein of 468 amino acids. Gene Ontology annotation, cellular component: nucleus. NCBI's taxonomy places the organism in Eukaryota, Metazoa, Arthropoda, Insecta, Thysanoptera, Thripidae. The transcript is spliced from 3 exons. Gene Ontology annotation, molecular function: DNA-binding transcription factor activity, RNA polymerase II-specific; RNA polymerase II transcription regulatory region sequence-specific DNA binding.